Molecule: messenger RNA, 2695 nt
Organism: Cyprinus carpio (common carp)
Lineage: Eukaryota; Metazoa; Chordata; Actinopteri; Cypriniformes; Cyprinidae
Product: parathyroid hormone-related protein-like
Biological process (GO): regulation of chondrocyte differentiation; adenylate cyclase-activating G protein-coupled receptor signaling pathway; osteoblast development
Cellular component (GO): extracellular region
Molecular function (GO): peptide hormone receptor binding; hormone activity
Source: RefSeq, a predicted model, not a curated record
AGGCGGUAAUGUUGACUACUCAGUGAUGUCAGAAGCAGCCCUGAACCUCGUGUAUAUAUAUAUUUUGAACGUUCAAGUGCUUCAGAAGGAGCUCCGCGAGUCCAGACAGCUUCAGACUUGAGUCUCAGCAUCUCUUUCACCUGCCGUCGGGACAAACUCAAGCCUGUUUUCAGGACAAUAAACCCAAAGAUUUUGAGCAGCGGAAGAAAUAUCCUUAUGGAUUGUUAAGGAAGCGUUGUGGACUGCCGUCUGGAUCACUAUACCUGGAGACUUUGAGGAGACCCGCGCUCCUCUGACAGGACAGAAGAGACGGAGACACAGGCAUCAUUGUCCAGUGAGGAUGAGGACGUUGUGCUCUAGACGGGUUCUGCAGCAGUGGUUCUUUGCUCUGUUCUUACUGUGUUCUCCUGUUCCGCACCACGGCAGGCCCAUCGAUGCCCUCAGCAGCCGAAUGAGGCGUUCAGUGACUCACGCUCAGCUGAUGCAUGAUAAGGGCCGGACGCUGCAGGACAUGAAGAGGCGCUUGUGGCUGCAGACGCUGCUGCAUGAAGUUCACACGGCCGAGAUCCGGGACGUCCCGCAGACCAGAGGAGGCAUGGCCAGCAGCGGAGGGGGCGGCGCCCUCACGGUUGCCAUGCCGAUGGGAGUGGGCAUGUCCAUAGGAACCGGAACCGUCCACCCCAAACCCGCCGGAGGCACCAAGAACCUGCCGAUCAGCUUCCGUCUGGAGGACGAGGAAGGAACCAACCUCCCGCAGGAAACCAACAAGUCCCAGACAUACAAGGAGAGCACGCUGAAGGCCAUCGGGAAGAGGAAGAAGAAAGGCCGCGUGGGGAAGAGGAGGGAGGGGGAGAAGAGGAAGAGGAGGGCUCGAUCGCUGCAGGAGCAGCACUAAAACACUGUCAGUCUUUGACAACGAUCCGUGAGGACAUUUGUAACGGACACCUAAACGUUCAUGUAAAAGUGAGAGGAAAAUAUUUAUUGUCUGUAAAUAUUACAAUGCGCCCGAACAGUGACAAAGACAAAUAACAAUACUGCUAAAGUAUUACUACAGCUCCACGGAGCCACACAUUUGGAUCCUUGUGAAUACUUUGCUUUGUGUCUUUUUUAGUUUUCCUUUUCAUCCUUUUUUAUUUUAAUUUUGUUUUUUAGGAGUAUGCCUCUAUUACGGUUUCAGAAUUCCUGUAAUUUAUUUUGUCUGAAUGGUGUAUUUAUUUUGUAAAUGUAUCAAGGUGCUGCUGACCUUCUAUAUUUUUGUACUAUAAUGCACUUUAGAUAUAUAAGUAUAGAAAUAUAUACAAGUCAUUUUGUUAAUGGACGUAUUUUGUGGUUGAGUUGAAUGAAGAAGACUAUAGUGUGUAGUGUGUUUGCCCACAUUCUGAUUCAAUGUGUGUUCAACAGCUUUGCCAUCCAUGUUUCUGUGACUCUGUUCCAAAACCUAGUGAGCUGCCUAACUAGACAGCAUCUGAAGGGAGCAUAGAUUCAUUCACAAUUCAUCAUUUUGGCCAAAUACGAAAACGUGUCCUUCACAGAUAAUGCAAUCACAGAAUGCAUUGGGAAAAGCUCACUGAAACAUUCAAAAACAUAUUUAAGGCCUAAAUUCAAGAUAAAAUUUUGGAUUACACAGUUACACAGGUACUCGUGAACUUAAUGUGAUGCAUAUUUGUCAAUCAUACAUAAAUGAAACAGGUCAAAAAAAAAUCACGACAUAAUUUAUUAUUAACUAAUUGCAUUUAUUUGUUACUGUUACAGACCUGUUUCAUAUAUGUGUCAAAUUAAAUAGUUUAAUAUUUUAUUAAACCUGUAUAAUCUUAAAUGGUUGGACUUUUUUAUUUUAUUUAUUUUUUAUUUUGUUUAUUUAUUUUCUUUUUUGGAUUGAAGAUGACGGAAAUUAAAUACAUUGCUUGGCCAUGGGAUAAAAUAUGGUAAUUGUGACAUUUUAAUAUCAUGAUUUUAGUCUCACAAAGUUUAUAUCUUGCAAUUUUGACUUUGUAUCUCGCAAUUCUCUCACAACUCUGAGAAGAAGAAGAAGAAAUCUGAAUAUUGAGUUUAUAUCUUGCAAUUCUUACUAUUUUUUUUUCCAGAGAAUUGCAACAAAGAAAAAAAAAAUCAGAAUUGUGAAAUAAAAAGUCAAUUACCUUUUUAAUUUUUUAUUCCAUGGUGGAAACAAUACUAAACAGAAUUGAGUGAUGUAAACUCAGAAAAAAUAAUAUAAAAAAUCUGAAUCAGAGAUUUCUGUGUUUAUGUCUCGCAGUUCUGUCUUUUUUUCCUCAGAAUUACAUGAGUUUACAUCUCACAGUGCAAAUUGUUUUUAUUUUUUUUAUCCCGUGGCAGAAACAAGCUUCAACAGAAUUAAAAGAAAUAUCUAUUUAAAUAUAACUCAUGCAAUAAGUAACCAAUAUUCGUACAAGUUCCAUAUGUUGAUGCUAUUCAGCAUGUCAAACUCAACUCCACCAUUUCAGUCAGGACGCCGCUCACUAGGUUUUGGCGCCGAGCUUUUGUAUUUGUGUUUAUUUUGGGUUUCUCUGCUGCUGACCUGAACGAGCCCCACAUCAUCAUCAUCCUCAUAUCAGCCUCCAGCGCCUCCCUUCAAAACCACAGAAGCAUCUGUACACGAACAGCACACGUUGUAGAAGAACUCUUGUUGUUUUGCACUGAGAGAGAGAAAAAACCCUGAAUGAAUUAAACAUCCGAC